This is a messenger RNA of Brassica rapa (field mustard), 664 nucleotides long. RefSeq names its product non-specific lipid-transfer protein 4. Gene Ontology annotation, biological process: lipid transport. The record is from RefSeq and is a predicted model, not a curated record. Lineage: Eukaryota; Viridiplantae; Streptophyta; Magnoliopsida; Brassicales; Brassicaceae. Gene Ontology annotation, molecular function: lipid binding.
CACUACCUAAGGCUUUUCUCACAUCCAACAGCGAAACAAAAUCUUAGUAAACACAACUCAACAAAAUCGCCUUAUCACAAAAAAAAAAGAGAAAAUCAAAACACAUGACUAUGGGUCUGAAGUUCUUUACAUGCCUUGUUUUGACGGUCUGCAUUGCCGCAUCAGUAGAUGCAGCACUCACAUGUGGUACAGUGACAAGUAGCUUGGCUCCAUGUGCCACCUACCUAUCGAAAGGUGGGGCGGUGGUGCCGGGUCCAUGUUGUGCGGGAGUAAAAAAAUUGAAUGAUAUGGCUCAAACCACACCGGACCGCCAACAAGCAUGCAAAUGCCUAAAGGCCGCUGCAAAAAGCAUCAAUCCAAGUCUAGCCUCCGGCCUUCCUGGAAAGUGCAGUGUUAGCAUUCCCUAUCCUAUCUCCAUGAGCACCAACUGCGACAAUGUCAAAUGAAGUGGGACGCAUAUCAUUGUGUGGAUGAUGAGUAUGGUUUACCAUAAGUAAAAUAAAAGGGUCUAUGUACGCUGACCUCACCAUGCUCUAGGUUGUCUUGUUUGAUUUCUUUUGUUGUUGUUGAAAGUUUGUCAUGUUACUUUGUAAUCUUUUGGUCUAGAUAUUGUAUCUUAAUUAUGUUUAAGAUAUGACAAUAGUAACUUAUGAAUCAUCUAUUA